AUUCUGCUCCCACUAUCGCCAGCAGCAAAAUAACUAGCAGCCAUGAAGUGGGUGGAAUCAAUUUUUUUAAUUUUUCUACUAAGUUUUGCUGAAUCCAGAACUCUGCAUAGAAAUGAAUAUGGAAUAGCCUCCAUAUUGGAUUCUUCCCAAUGUAAAGAGGAGGUGAAUUUAGCUAACCUAGCUACUAUAUUUUAUGCUCAGUUUUUUCAAGUAGCCACUUACGAAGAAGUAAGCAAAAUGGUGAAAGAUGUCUUGACUACAAUUAAGAAAUCCACUGACAAUGGGUGUUUUGAAAAUCAGCUCUUUACCUUUCUGGAAGAAAUCUGUCAUGAGAAGGAAAUUUCUGAAAAGUAUGGACUUUCAGACUGCUGCAGCCAAAGUGAAGAGGAAAGGCAUAAAUGUUUACUUGCACACAAAAAGACAGCUCCAGCAUCCAUUCCACCCUUUCAAGUUCCAGAACCGGUCACAAGUUGUCAGGCAUAUAAAGAAGACAGAGAGACAUUCAUGAACAGAUACAUCUAUGAGGUGGCAAGAAGACAUCCCUUCCUGUAUGCACCUACACUUCUUGCUUUGGCUGGUCGCUAUGACAAAAUCAUUCCUCCUUGCUGCAAAGCUGACAAUGCAGUUGAAUGCUUCCAAACAAAGGCAGCAUCGAUUACAAAAGAAUUAAAAGAAAGCAGCUUGUUAAACGAACACGUAUGUGCAGUAAUGAAAGAUUUUGGACCUCGAACCUCCCAAGCCAUAACUGUUACUAAACUGAGUCAAAAGUUUACUAAAGUCAAUUUUACCGAAAUCCAGAAACUGGUCCUGGACGUGACCCAUGUACACGAGCAGUGCUGCAGAGGAGACGUGCUGGAGUGUCUGCAGGAUGGGGAAAAGAUUAUAUCCUAUGUAUGUUCUCAACAAGAGUAUCUGUCAAGCAAAAUAGCAGAGUGUUGCAAAUUACCCAUACUUGAACUUGGUCAAUGUAUCAUCCACGCAGAAAAUGAUGAAAAACCUGAAGGUCUAUCUCCAAAUCUAAACAGGUUUUUAGGAGAUAGAGAUUUCAACCAAUUUACUUCAGGGGAAAAAAAUAUCUUCUUGGCAAGUUUUGUUCAUGAAUAUUCAAGAAGACAUCCUCAGCUUGCUGUCCCAGUAAUUCUAAGAGUUGCUAAAGGAUACCAGGAGUUAUUGGAGAAGUGUUUCCAGUCUGAAAACCCUCUCCAAUGCCAAGAUAAAGGAGAGAAAGAAUUACAGAAAUACAUCCAGGAGAGCCAAGCGCUGGCAAAGCGAAGCUGUGGUCUCUUCCAGAAAUUAGGAGAAUACUACUUACAAAAUGCGUUUCUUGUGGCUUACACAAAGAAGGCUCCACAGCUGACAUCAUCUGAACUGAUAGCCUUCACCAGAAAAAUGGCUGCCGCGGGGGCCACUUGUUGCCAACUCAGUGAUGACAAAUUACUGGCCUGUGGUGAGGGAGCGGCUGACCUUAUCCUUGGACAAUUAUGUAUCAGACAUGCAGCGACCCCUGUCAACCCUGGUGUUGGCCAGUGCUGCACUUCUUCGUAUGCGAACAGGAGGCCAUGCUUCAGCAGCUUGGUGGUGGAUGAAACAUACGUUCCUCCUUCAUUCUCUGCUGACAAGUUCAUCUUCCAUAAGGAUCUGUGCCAAGCUCAGGGUGUAGCACUACAAACAAUGAAACAAGAGUUUCUCAUUAACCUUGUGAAGCAAAAACCACAAAUAACAGAGGAACAACUUGAGGCUGUCAUCACAGAUUUCUCAAGCCUGUUGGAGAAAUGCUGCCAAGGUCAGGAGCAGGAAGUCUGCUUUGCUGAAGAGGGUCCAAAACUGAUUUCAAAAACUCGUGCUGCUUUGAGAGUUUAAAUUACUUCAGGGGGAAGAGAAGACAAAAUGAAUCUUCAUGGUCUGUUGUGAACUUUUCCCUUCAAUUGUAACUGAUUGAAUACUUUUUAUGAAUUAAUGAACUGAUGAAAACUUUUAUGUGAAAUUUCCCUAUUUUAGAAAUAAAGUAUCUCCAAAUACUCCAUUUU
This is a messenger RNA of Carlito syrichta (Philippine tarsier), 2027 nucleotides long. It is a transcript of the gene AFP, whose product is annotated as alpha fetoprotein. The record is from RefSeq and is a predicted model, not a curated record. Bases 43 to 1860 code for a protein of 605 amino acids. The transcript is spliced from 15 exons. Lineage: Eukaryota; Metazoa; Chordata; Mammalia; Primates; Tarsiidae. Gene Ontology annotation, molecular function: fatty acid binding; zinc ion binding. Gene Ontology annotation, cellular component: cytoplasm; blood microparticle. Gene Ontology annotation, biological process: transport.